Molecule: messenger RNA, 1811 nt
Organism: Protobothrops mucrosquamatus (brown spotted pit viper)
Lineage: Eukaryota; Metazoa; Chordata; Lepidosauria; Squamata; Viperidae
Gene: TALDO1
Product: transaldolase 1
Exons: 8
Coding region: 119-1132 (337 amino acids)
Biological process (GO): pentose-phosphate shunt, non-oxidative branch; carbohydrate metabolic process; pentose-phosphate shunt
Cellular component (GO): cytoplasm; intracellular anatomical structure
Molecular function (GO): transaldolase activity
Source: RefSeq, a predicted model, not a curated record
GCUUGUCACAGCUUCGUGCGGCGCAAGCCCGGAAGCCGCGUGCCGAUCCCCUGAUUUUUCGUCCGAGGCUCAGCCGCCGCAGCCGCGCCUCCUUAUUUCUUCGCAACCGCUCGCGACUAUGUCAGUUUCCCCCGUGAAAAAGCAGAAGAUGGAGUCGGCGCUAGAGCAGCUCAAGCAACACACCACCGUGGUGGCCGAUACGGGCGAUUUCCACGCUAUUGAAGAGUACAAGCCUCUAGAUGCUACUACCAACCCAUCCCUGAUACUAGCUGCAGCUCAGAUGCCAACCUAUCAGCAACUGGUAGAAGAUGCUAUUGCGUAUGGAAAGAAACUUGGUGGGUCAGAAAAUGAACAAGUUACAAAUGCUUGUGAUAAGCUUUUUGUACUGUUUGGGGCAGAAAUACUGAAGAGGAUACCUGGCCGUGUGUCCACAGAAGUAGAUGCAAGGUUGUCUUUUGAUAAAGAAGGCAUGGUUAAGAGAGCCAGACACUUCAUAGAUCUUUAUAAAGAAAUAGGAAUUAGCAAAGAUCGUAUACUCAUCAAGCUGUCAUCAACAUGGGAAGGCAUCCAAGCUGGCAAGAUUCUUGAAGAGCAACAUGGGAUUCAUUGUAAUCUGACCUUGCUCUUUUCCUUUGCUCAGGCAGUUGCUUGUGCAGAAGCAGGGGUCACCCUCAUUUCUCCUUUUGUUGGGCGUAUUCUGGAUUGGUAUGUUGCAAAUACAGACAAAAAAACCUAUGAGCCAUCAGAGGACCCAGGGGUAAAGAGUGUCACUAAAAUCUAUCAUUAUUACAAAAAGUUUGACUAUAAAACUAUUGUAAUGGGAGCUUCUUUUCGGAACACUGGACAAAUCAAAGCACUGACUGGCUGUGAUUUUCUCACUAUUUCACCUAAACUUCUGGGAGAGCUCAGUAAAGAUAACAGCAAGCUAACACCAAAGCUGAACGUCAAAGAUGCUCAGGCAUCUGACUUGGAAAAGAUCCACCUGGAUGAAAAGAAAUUCCGUUGGCUUCAUAAUGAAGACCAAAUGGCUGAGGAGAAACUGUCAGAUGGAAUCAGAAAGUUUGCUGCUGAUGCAGUUAAACUGGAAGUCAUGAUAAAGGAACGGAUGUUCGGCACUGCAAAUGGAAAGUAGACAUGCCAAAUUUUAUGGAUGCUAUAUAGAUGUAAAGAUUUACAUGCUGCAUACGAAAAGAUUUUCUGUAGUCACAGGUUUCUAUAUGAAUUUGCAGAGAAAAAUUCUUCAGGUCUGCUGUGCUUUUAUAUAUCAGGAUUGUAAUAUUACAAUUCUGUAUUACCAAUAUUUUUAUUCUUCACUAUAUUGCAGAUACAUCAAGGACCAAUUGCCUAGCUUUUUUUUUCAAGGUACUAUUACUAAUAAUGAUAAAACAUGCUGAUGUAUGGGUGCAUUCCAAAAGAAUAAAACAUACAUUUUAUACAGAUUUCUUGACUCCUGUUGAGGCAAGUCCUCCGUUUGAAGGAUGUGUACAUGCUAUUUUUACAAACAAAAUUACUGUAAGAUUUGAACAUUCCAUUCUUAGAAUUAUGAGGAGCUUCCCUCCUAUUCUUGUAGAAUGAAUUAUGUCUCACGGGGUUAUUGUGGUGGAAAAAUAGGAGGAAGAAAUAUGGAAAAGCUUGAAUUGUACAAACAAAAGAUGGGAUAUAAAUCUAAAUUAUAAUGCAGUCUCCUUCUCCAGCUGUUGUUGCUACUGUGCUGCUUCCUCUCCCCAAGAUAGAGCAGCUUUGUUUGUCUCUGAUUUGUGAUCUCCAAAUCUCUAACUAGGGUUUCGAUGCUUAGUGAUAUUUUGGCCUAG